AGACGGAGGCCCGGCAGCCGUGGACAGACAUGGCGAACAGCAAGAAGAAAGCAGAGGAGGGGGAGGAGAUCCAGAAGUUGGGGAAGAAGUUUGGGAAACUGGAUCUGGAUAAAUCCGGCUCUCUGAGUGUGGAUGAGUUCAUGUCUCUGCCAGAACUUCAGCAGAACCCGCUGGUCCGGAGAGUCAUUGACAUCUUUGACACUGAUGGGAACGGAGAAGUCGACUUCAUUGAGUUCAUUAAGGGAGUGUCUCAGUUCAGCAUCAGAGGAGACAAGCUGCAGAAGCUCCACUUUGCUUUCAGGAUCUAUGACAUGGACAAAGACGGAUUCAUUUCCAACGGGGAGCUCUUCCAGGUCCUGAAGAUGAUGGUGGGCAACAACCUGCAGGACACAGAGAUGCAGCAGAUUGUCGACAAAACCAUCAUCAGCGCUGACAAAGAUGGAGACGGCAGGGUGUCCUUUGACGAGUUCUGCGCUAUGGUUGGUGGGUUGGACUUCCACAGGAAGAUGGUGGUGGACAUCUGACAGCAGUGAAAAUCUUCAUCACUUCCCUCUAAGCUGGCUGGACAGGAACCAUCAACACUUACUUUCAAAGCACCAGAACUCUGAAUGAACCGUUCACAUGGAAGGAAACUGUCAGUCAAUUUUCUGUUGUGUUCCUGGUUCUCCUGAACUGGGCUCUGGUCCAGGAAGACCGGACUGAGGGUUUUCAUCUAAGAUUCAAACAAUCAGAGUCACUUCAGAGUGAGCAGCAUGCUGCAGUGAAAUGUGAUGGUUAUCUGGACCUGGUGGUUGUUUCAUCACGUCCUGAUAGGCAGCACCUGUAGAACAAAAGACUGAAGCUGGUCUCUGUUGGAGGACGAUGAUGUUCUCCAGUAUGGAGAUCAGUGCAACAACCUGAGGAACCAUCUGAGACAGUGUUAGUUCAGAUCAUGGUAGCUCUCAGCUUUUCUUCUUCAGGGACCAAACGCUUAACCAGGACUUUCACGCAGAAAUGAUGGAAAACUGCCGUAGAAACGCCGUACAAAUUACACACACGUAGUGUUUUCAUAUCCUUAUAGGGACCUUCCAUUGACUUCCAUUCUUUGCCAUAGCCUUACCCUGACCCUUGACCUCAACUCAAUUCAUACCUUAGUCCUAAACCAUUAACCCACACCACCAAUCACCACUGUUUGGACCAGGCAAAUUGUCUACACAACACACACACACACACACACACAAAUGCAUGUGAAGUUACUUGUGUGGAUAUUAAACUGCUGUAGCAGAGGCCUUAUUAUUAUUAUUGUUGUUUAGAUCUGGCAAAUUCUGCAAUGCACGAAGAGCAAGUUUUUCUAUAGUAAAAAUGUACUCAUCCAAAUCACUCCAGUAAAAAAAGUAUUUGGUAGAAAUUUGACUCAAAUACUGCAUAAAUGAUCAUCUGAUUUAAUUUGUACAAAAUGAAUCAAACAAACAGUAGAAUUAUAAAGAAUAAAAAUAAGUAACAU
Messenger RNA from Girardinichthys multiradiatus, 1483 nucleotides. It is a transcript of the gene ppp3r1b, whose product is annotated as protein phosphatase 3 (formerly 2B), regulatory s1ubunit B, alpha isoform, b. Bases 30 to 524 code for a protein of 164 amino acids. Lineage: Eukaryota; Metazoa; Chordata; Actinopteri; Cyprinodontiformes; Goodeidae. The transcript has 5 exons. Gene Ontology annotation, molecular function: calcium-dependent protein serine/threonine phosphatase regulator activity; calcium ion binding. The record is from RefSeq and is a predicted model, not a curated record.